AGCCGCAUCACAGGCAAAGGUUCAUUCACAACUGCGUAUUUGCUACGACAAGACGUCCUAGUACGUUUCUCGUAGAGCCUUACAGUAUCUCGUAAUAUUUGCUUGAGUUAAGUUGUGUAUAGAGUAGGUGAGUCAGUAUGCCCGCAGUAUUGUCCAAGCUGCCUGACUGGGAAGGCGUCAGAUAUAUGAUCAGGAACAUCUAUCCCCCCCAUGGGGGAGUUUGCAGAGGCUGCAAGCGCCAGUUUUCCCUCUAUGAUGUAAGUGUGACUCUUAUUAGUUGUGUAGAACUUGGUAUGUUUUUAAUUACAUGUACAUGUUACUUAAGACUCCAGGAAGUGAACACACAGCACUAUCAUGCAGUCUGCCCGAGCUGCUACAGGACCCACUGGUGCCUCAGGGAUGACUGCACCUUAUGCGUAAACUCCCUGGGGCGCCCGUGGGUCAAGAAGGCCAAACCAGCUGCUCCAAUCGAUCCCAAAACUUCAAAAAGACAAAAAAAGAACAAAAGAAAAAUUAAAGAGAAGAACAGUGGACAGAGAGCCAGUGGUGAGAAGGAAGAGGACGGUGUUGAGAAGGAAGAGGACGGUGUUGAGAAGGAAGAGGACGGUGGUGAGAAGGAAGAGGACGGUGGUGUGAAGGAAGAGGAUGGUGGUGUGAAGGAAGAGGACGGUGGUGAGAAGGAAGAGGACGGUGGUGUGAAGGAAGAGGACGGUGGUGUGAAGGAAGAGGACGGUGGUGUGAAGGAAGAGGACGGUGGUGUGAAGGAAGAGGACGGUGGUGAGAAGGAAGAGGACGGUGGUGUGAAGGAAGAGGACGGUGGUGAGAAGGAAGACGGUGGUGUGAAGGAAGAGGACGGUGGUGUGAAGGAAGAGGACGGUGGUGUGAAGGAAGAGGACGGUGGUGUGAAGGAAGAGGACGGUGGUGAGAAGGAAGAGGACGGUGGUGUGAAGGAAGAGGACGGUGUUGAGAAGGAAGAGGACGGUGGUGUGAAGGAAGAGGACGGUGGUAGGACGGUGGUGUGA
Branchiostoma belcheri (Belcher's lancelet) is the source of this 1022-nucleotide messenger RNA. RefSeq lists its product as uncharacterized. Lineage: Eukaryota; Metazoa; Chordata; Leptocardii; Amphioxiformes; Branchiostomatidae. The record is from RefSeq and is a predicted model, not a curated record. The coding region runs from base 138 to 1022 and encodes 294 amino acids. The transcript is spliced from 5 exons.